Phytomonas sp. EM1 is the source of this 1395-nucleotide messenger RNA. Lineage: Eukaryota; Euglenozoa; Kinetoplastea; Trypanosomatida; Trypanosomatidae. The record is from the annotation of a GenBank genome assembly.
AUGAAUAAGUCAAGCUUAUCAAUUUUGCACAAUAAUGGAAACACUGGCAAGCCAGUGGGUUCCAUAAAUAGUGACGGGGAUGCAGUUGCCCCUGAAAAGCAUCCGUUUCAGGAUAUGAACCAGGCCGAAGUCCCUCCGCCAUACCCUAAUUACGUUGAGGGUCAGCCCUUACCUUUAACUGGAGGUCUGCAGUUGAAACCGGAGCUCAACAUACCUUCCCCACAGGACGGAAAAAUGCCUGAUCAAUAUAUGCUAGAGGAUCACAUUAGUUUUCUUCGUACUAUCUCAGCCUUUCAGCACUAUAAAAAACAAGCCAUGGGCGUACGCGACAUGCGGUACAAAAACUUUUUAACAUUACAGAAUAAACAUCGUGACUUGCUCUGCGUUCAAUUGGAUACAAUGUUUGAGCGCUAUUCCCAAUGUAUUCAAGCCAACAGCACUUUUUUAGAUGCCAUCUGCAACUCUGGCGAGGAGCUCUUCAGGAGCUACUGGCCGGAGGGGACGACUGUACGAAUGGAGGACGUGCCACCGCCUACUUCACUAGAUAUGGAUAAGGUCUUCUCGACUCUCCGUCAAUUUGUGCGUGACUGGGCUGGCGAGGGAGCUCCAGAGAGGGAUUGCGUCUACAGUCCUAUUCUAGACGCACUGGAGCGCUGCUUCCCUAACCGUCAGCAACGACUUAGUAAACGUAUUUUGAUUCCAGGUGCGGGACUGUGCCGACUCUCUGUGGAGCUCGCGCUGCGUGGUUUCUUUGCCCAAGCCAAUGAAUUCAGCUACCACAUGCUCAUCGCUGGGGACUACAUACAGAAUCAUGUCACUGAGGCGUGUCAACAUAAAAUUUUCCCCUAUAGCGAUACUACCUGUAACUUAGUAAAUCGUGCUGAUCAGUUUGUCGAGGUACUCGUACCUGAUUUAUGUGCUUAUGAAGCGAUUGAUGAGCUUCAGAACAAGGGUUUAGAUUUUGGCGAGCUUUCCAUGGUCGCAGGCGAGUUUACUGAGGUCUACUCGAAGCCGAACCAACACAAAACGUGGUCAGCGGUUGUCACGUGCUUUUUUAUUGAUACCGCGCACAACAUCAUUGAAUACUUGGAAAUUAUCUACAAUUUAUUGGUCCCUGGCGGCUAUUGGGUGAACGUCGGACCUCUUCUAUACCACUUUGCCGACAGCGUUGAGGAUAUGUCGAUUGAGCUUUCUCUCGGGGAAGUGUUGACGGUGGCGCAGCGCAUCGGCUUUGUCUUGCUGUCCUCCCCGACGUUCAUUGACACAACAUACACGAAUAAUCAGCGAAGCAUGAAGCAGUUAGUAUACCGAUGUGCAUUCUUUUUACUACAGCGUCCACUUACCGAUGAACGCAGAGAGCUUGGGAACGACAGUGUUUGGAAUCCACCUGCGUAA